AUGGAUGUGAAUCGGCAAGAAGGCUUUUUGCUCCGAGCCACCUGGCAAGCCUGCAACGAGGAAUAUCGGAAUGAUGAAAUCAAAUUGUUUCAAAGAUUGGUACAUGUGGAAGAUGCUUCAACUACCGAUCAUGAAGAGAAUGAUGUAGAAAAAGGUCCAGUGGUAUUUGAAAAGCAGAAGGAACCACACGAUGAUUCCGAAAGUAAAUAUUUUGAAAUUACCAUCGAAUUGAAUGAAUUAUUUGAGUGGACUGCCAUUGAUGUUUAUAGUACGGCAAGAAAUAUUGAAUUAUAUACAUCGAUGGAUCGAGAAUAUUCACAGACUUGUAGAUUUACAGAGAAAGUUGGAGAAGGAUCUGCCUAUCAGUAUCAUUGUAUUUGUACUUCUGAGAGCCAUCAAGAUGGUAUCUCUAAGAAAUUACCAAUGCACUCGAAAUUUGUCAUCAAAUUUUUGUCUUUAGAUUAUUGCGAAAGAGCCUUCAAACAAACAAAGAUUUGUGUUAGUGCAAUUGUACUUCAUGGAAUAAGAAAAGGGCCUGUCACAAGCUCCUCCUCUGCUGUCAGCUCCUCAUCAUUGUCACACAAUGACACGAAAGAGUCAACUCAAUUUUCAGGUAGUAUGAGCACACUCAUGAGUGACCCUCGCAUGCUUAUGAGCUUAAUGAACGGAAUGAUAAUCCAUUCUGUAGAAAAAGAAAGAGAGAAAGAAAUUGUUUCUCAACCACAAUCAGCAGCAUCUGAUAUCAUUCCUAAACCAGUGAUAAACGAAGCAUAUUCAAUCUCCUCGAAUGUGACUCCGCAAGUCAUCUCUGAGAAUAUUAUUUCGUCCUCUUACAUUAACCAAUUUUCAACCAAGGAAGAAUUAAGAUCAUAUGUCAAUGAAUGUGUUGAUGCAAGAAUGAAAGAAUGGGAGGAGAAAAUUACCAACAAAAUUAUUUCAGAGCUCAUUGGAAAGGUGGCAACCUUGAAUCCGAGUGGCAUGUCUGGCCUGUUAAGCUCGUUUUUUUCUGGACCUAAACUUGAUCCAAAAGACACUGGCAAUAAUGAGUGA
Messenger RNA from Naegleria lovaniensis, 1050 nucleotides. RefSeq lists its product as uncharacterized. Lineage: Eukaryota; Heterolobosea; Eutetramitea; Acrasida; Naegleriidae. The record is from RefSeq and is a predicted model, not a curated record. Bases 1 to 1050 code for a protein of 349 amino acids. The transcript is spliced from 2 exons.